Messenger RNA from Sclerotinia trifoliorum, 5943 nucleotides. Lineage: Eukaryota; Fungi; Ascomycota; Leotiomycetes; Helotiales; Sclerotiniaceae. The record is from the annotation of a GenBank genome assembly.
UCUGGAUGGAUAUAUGUAUCUCCAAUAUUUUAAUUUCAUCUCCCUUCUGUGAGAUUUCGUUCAAUCCUAUCUCAUUACGAAAGUAUCCCACGAAGGUUUCUAUCCUACUCAGGAUCUGUAAUUUCAUCAUCAGUGUUUAAAAAUUACGCAUAAAUUCGCCAAGUUUCUUAACUUGUAUGAGCCUUUGAUUCACAUUGUUUCUCUAUAUAUCCGACUUUUCAUCAAUCAAACGUCAAAUACACAUUUUUUACCCGGACCCAGUCUUCCCAUACCCCAUCAUCAUGGCAUCAGAAAUUCUUCCAGAACGUCCAGUUCCAAUUGAGCUUCCAAAACUUCCUGCACCGGUCAAGGAUUUCAUCCCCUACCUAUCUCGAAACCCUACCAAACAUAUCUCCACCAUUGUCGAGCCCUAUAAAGCCUAUGAAUCAGAGCUUCGCAAAGUUUACGCACAACAGCCUGACCAUGAAGCAGUCAAAGACGGAGCUAUCAAUUUAGUUCCUAUUUUCUCAGGUCAUGAGAAUGAUCUCAAGGUCCAGGCCAGAGAUCUCAAAAAUGAGACGAAAGAGGAGUCGGAGAAAUACAUUAUGCCAUUGAAGGAUGAGGAACGCCGAACUAAUGACUCGCCAGCUGUCGUUGGAUCCCUCAAAGAUUUCCAGACCAAUUUCAAUCUCUUCUCCGAAUCUUCAUUGGCUGAUCUUGAUUGGAACAAUGUUGUUGCAGCUGGUAGUGCCGUCACUACAUCCCUUAUCCCAAUUCCUGAGAAAUGGGCCGGCAGCAAGAAAGCCAUGAGAGAAUACUAUCAUCAGCAUCUGGCUCCGGCAUCUGAUGUUGAUCUUUUCCUUUAUGGACUUACCGAGGCUGAGGGACUAGAAAAAAUCAAGCAAAUCGAGACUAACAUCAAAGAUGCCAUUCUUCAUGAGACGACUACGAUUCGUACGAAAAACGCUAUCACGAUUGCAAGUCAACAUCCCACUCGUCAUGUUCAAAUCGUUCUCAGACUUUACGAUUCAAUCUCUCAAAUUAUAACUGGGUUUGAUGUGGAUUGCUCCUGUGCUGCGUAUGAUGGAAAACAAGUUUACAUGAGUCCAAGAGCUGUUGGAUCAUUUAUUACCCAAUGCAACACAAUUGACUUGAACAGAAGAUCGCCAAGUUACGAAAACAGAUUGAGCAAAUACAGCCACAGAGGUUUUGAAGUUUAUUGGCCAAUGUUAGAUCGCUCAAGGAUUGACCCUACUAUCUUUGAGCGAUCAUUUGGACGCACCGAAGGACUCGCGAGAUUGUUGAUUUUGGAGAAGUUGCCAAAGACGGUUGUAAGUAUUUAUAAUGUGUUUUUGGCAAUGAUCACAUGCUAAUUGGAGUAUAGGACCGAGAAAACUACAUGGAUCAACGUCGAAAAGAGCGUGGCAGACCAUCUCUCAACAGAAGUUUUCGCAACCAACGUAGGUUGUACGGAAAUCUGAAAGACCAAGAAGAGGAUGAAGUGGCAGAUUGGGCAGAACAGGACGAGAUCGCCAACUAUCAUACCAUGACAGUUCCAUACGGACACAAGUACAAUGCAGCAAAGAUCAAUCGUUUGCUGUAUGCCAAAGAUUUGCUUCUUAAUGCGGAAUGGAACCAGGACAAAGAUCGCGAAGUUUAUUUGCAUCGUCAUCCAUGCUUUUUCGGCACUGCAGAAGAAGUUAUUAAAGAUUGUUGCGGAUACUGUCCUGUUCCUACUACUGAUGAGGAGAAAGAGGUGGCUGAGAAGGAAAGCAAGAACAACGUCUCAGGUACUCUCAAGUUUAUUACAGAUGAUCCCGGUCGUCAGGAGAUUGGAAGUUUCAAUCCUAUAAAUGACGAUGAAUGGACUACUAUGAGUUAUGUUGGUGAUACAGCGCGCCUCUGUCAAGCUAUCGUGGAUGGAGAUCUCGAGCAUGUUCAGGAUUGGUGCUCGCAAGAAGGUGUAGAUGUGAACCGCCGAGACUUCACUGGACGUACACCUCUACACCUAGCUACUAUGACUUCCACUCCAGAAAUUGUCAAGUGCCUCGUCGAUCACGGAGCCAGAAUGAUUGCUAGGCUUGUAGACGGUAGAACGGCAUUACACAUCGCUGCUGCUAGAGGCAACCUGGAAAUGAUUAGCAUCCUCAUGAACAAGAGCUUGGCAAAUGAAGAGGAGGAAGAAAAGAAACAGGCUGGUAAAGCUGCAUGUCUUGCACCUAAUGCUGAAGAAGAAUCGGAUUCGGCAUCAGAAAUUACCCUCGAUAGUGAACAAGAAGAGUCUGAUGCUAUGACAAUGGGAAGUUUUGUCAAGAUACCAGGAAAUAAAGAAGAGGAUAAGGAUGAUGUCGUAAGUUUCGUUCUGCUUGGUCCAUUUCUCGUUACUGAUUGGUUUCCCAGGCUACGGUUAUGGAUGAUUCAAUGGAAGAUCCAGACAUCUACGACAUCAAUGUUAUUGCUUGGGAUUACGGUCUCUCCCCACUUCAUCUAGCAAUUCUUAAUGGUCACCUCGGAGCUAUCGAGCUUCUUGCCUCGGAAUAUGGUGCCGACGUACUAUUUCCCGUCAAGUUGGUAGAGGCUGGUACAACCAACGCAAAGGGAGCUGUCAUGACUUUGGUAUUGGCGAUGUCACUUCCCAACGAAAAGGCCAAAAAAGUGGUAGAGCUCCUAUUGAAAUUAGGAGCAACAUCUGCACAAUCCGACACCCAUCAUUUCACAGCCCUUCAUUACAUCGUUGCUCAAAACAACAUGGAUGCUUUGGAUGUUCUAUUUGCUAAUGAUCGUCCAGCUGCUCAAAAGGUCCUCAAUAAGAUUGGGAUGGAAGGAGGUUAUGGUCAAGCUAACACACCACUUUCUACCGCCGUAAAGAAGAGUUACGGAGAGAUGGCAUCUAAACUUUUGAAAUUGGGAGCCCAACCUCAAAUUGCAUUCGAAGAUUGGGUCAAAGUAUAUACGGCCAUGAACACUCAUGCCAGAAAGCAAAAUACGGAAGCAAAUAUGAGGCAAUUCCAAAUAACUGUCCAACAGCCCAUCAUUGCUGCUAUCUGUAAGGAGAUGGGUGACGUCGUAGGAGAGCUUCUUUCACAUGGCGCUGACCCUCAGACCCUGACAACUAUCGCAUGGUCGGCGGUAAAUAACCCUGACUACCUAAACUAUCACAACGACCAGAGAGAAUCGAUCUUGGAUGUCAUUCAGCACAAAUUGGUGGCCCUUCGUGAAUGGAAAGAGCCGGUGCAUAAUCAAUGGCAAUAUCGUCCUGAAAAUACCGAUACAGCAAAGCCCGAAACCCUUCGUGACGAGGCCUUCUACACGGUAGACUUAGAACCAGGUACUUAUAAGUACUGGACAGCAUUAGAAGAUUAUCGAAAUGAGAAAUAUCAGAAUAAAGUCAAGCAUGAACAAUACGAAAAGUUACUCAAGGACAGAAAGGCUGAAUUGGAUAAGUACAAGGAUGACCGCGAAGCAAUUCAAGAAGCAAUCAAGGACCUUGAGAAGGCCGAAAAGGUACUAAUCGCGGCUGGCGCAAAACCCUUCACUGAGUUGUAUCCGGAUAUUCCUCGAACAAAAAAGCCUGAAAGUCAUUCGUGGGGCUACAACCAUAUGCAAAAGACAAAGUGGAAGGCUUACGAAACACAAUUCACUUUUUAUAUUCCAGACCUGAAUGAUGGAAAGAGACAGGGCUAUUUGAUGUUGUUUGAGGCUGCCUGGAACAAUGAUCUCGAUACCAUCAAGAACCUGACACUUAGUCCUUGGAAGCAAGGGAGCAAUGAAUAUGCACCACUCAAAAUCGCAGUCUGUGAUGGAAACAGAUUUAUGCCUUUCUCGAUUGCAGUGCUCCGCGGACAUUACGAUCUUGCACGUAGGAUUGUGGAAAUUUGUCUUGCUCAGUAUCACAACGCAGAUGAUGAGGAUACUCAGAAGGGACGUCAACGCUGGGGUAUUACGGUUGAUAGCAGUGACGAUGAGUCGGAAGAACUACCUAUCUUUUCUGAACUAGUUACUGAUAAAUUUACCAUUGACACUCUCGAGGAAGUUUCCAAUGUUGUCAAAGGCGAUAUCCUUCCUUUAAGUAUGAUUGAGUGGCACUGCCCGGCACGACGAUUCAUGGAUAACGAUGGAAGCUCGAGAUUGAGCGAGAAAAAUAAUCUUUUCGGGUAUGCUGUUGAGCAGGACGAUUUGAAAAUGUUUAAAUUCCUCUUGGAGGUGGCAAAUGAGCAAAAAGCUUUGACGGCUAAACAUGAGGAUGAUCAGCGAUGCUACAAUCUAAAUUCCUCAGUCUUUAACGAAGCUCUCUCCAAAGGCAGAACCACAAUGCUAGCAGAAAUGAUUAAAUAUUCCGGUGCAGGUAUUCCAUUUGGCGAGUUAGUCUCAGCAAGUGGUGUUGAACUCAAGACGAAGCCAAGAUAUUAUGAAGGCUUGACAAUUGGUGGCAAAAAGAGAAAGGAUUGGGCACAACCACCAGGUCACAUCCAAGACCUCAACCAAUUUGAGGGACGUCUUCCACCUUUGCUAGAGGCUGCAAAUAUGGGCAACAUUGAAUCAGUUGAGUGGUUCAUGAGUGACGCACCAAUGAGACAUUACAAAGAAUUUGCGGAGAGAAACAAAAAUGAUAUGCGAGUUCGAACAUUAGAAUCUGGAAAGGGAUUUGAAAAGACCAUUUCGAAAUGGAUGGAGAUGAAUAGUAAGUCACUAUGCUACAUUAUUGAUGUUAUAAUGAUACUGACCAUAUUUGAUAGACGAGCUUCUACUCCACGUUGCCAUUCUUUACAAUCCGCAAACAGAUGAAGAAAAGGUCAAACACCUCAACCUUGUCAAACAUCUCGUUUCCGUUCUUCCCGAAUCAGUCCUUUCACUUAAGUCUUCUGCGGGAUAUACACCUCUACAUCUUGCCGUCAAUAGACACAAUAUCUCAAUUAUUCAGCAUCUUCUCUCGGUUGGCGCCUCAUCCCGUUCUCGCAAUAAACAGAAUCGAAAUAUCAUGCAUACCCUUGCAAAUGCUGCCGCACUUGUGGAUAAACAGACAAUUCCUCGUCUAGAAUCUAUCAUUAAUUUAUUUGACAAGAAGGAUGUUCGAGAAAUGUUAUUAGAAAGAGCAGAUGAUUAUCCAAGCGCACUUACGCCUCUAGCUUUGUGGAUGAGAAAAGCCACACAAUAUGACAGUGAAAAGGUACUAGAAGUACUUUUGAAACAUUCUACUGGUGAGGAACUAGAGAUGAUUAAUGGAGAGGGUGAUUUACCUUUACACGUUGUAUGUCCCCUUUUCACUCAUAAUCCAAAUCAAAGAUACUAAUUAAUACAGGCGAUCAAAACCAAUAAACCAAACCUAACAUCCUUUCUCCUCCGCCAAAAACCCACUCUCCUCUACCGCGAAUCAGCAACUGGUCGUACACCUCUAGAAAUGUCCCACGAUAACUACAUUUCCAACUUUCUAUCCCAACCACCCUCCGUUCACGAACACUGGCAAUAUCGUGCAGAUAGUAUUAGUACUCAUACACUCCAUGCGCGUGAUACAAAGCGUAAACAUGAUGCGGCACCGUAUUAUAAACGACAUUUGUUGAUUCGGGAGGAAUGUUUAAGGGUUCAAGGAGAGCUAAAGAGAAAAUUUGAUGAUGAGGAAGUCGAGGGAAAGAGUAGAGGAGAUUGUGGAAAGAGAAGAUUGGUUAGUUUAUUUGAGGCAAAUGAGGUAGCGAGAAGAUUGGCCGGAAGCCAUAAUAGGAGGGGAAAUGGAGCGCCUGCGCAAUGGGAUGUGGUGAGUAAGUGGAUGUAGAUGUAGAUGUAAGGUACUAGGUGGGACAUGAGAGCUGGAGUUGCUUAUUUGGAUGAGGUUAAUGUGACUGGCUAUGAUGGAUUCAUUUCAUAUGGGACAUCAUGAUAUCUAUUUCCGCAUAGCAAAGCAUAGCCUAGCACAUAGCCUAGCUGCAUAAUACUCACUUCACCGACUACCCAGCUAGCUAAACUCUAUUA